Messenger RNA from Ostrea edulis (European flat oyster), 564 nucleotides. RefSeq lists its product as uncharacterized. Lineage: Eukaryota; Metazoa; Mollusca; Bivalvia; Ostreida; Ostreidae. The coding region runs from base 90 to 491 and encodes 133 amino acids. The transcript is spliced from 4 exons. The record is from RefSeq and is a predicted model, not a curated record.
AGAUUAAACCUGUUUGAUAAGAUCACAUAUAAAGUCACGAAAGGUUGGUGAACAACGAUUCACAUUUAUCCACAAAGUUCUAAGUGAAGAUGAUGCUAAAAGUUGUCGUAUACACCAGCUGUAUUUACAUGGCCUUGGCAGCCACCACAAUGCAGCCUCAUUCUACGCAUCAUCACGGUCAUCAUCACUCUAAGGCAACACACCCCACGCAUGAGCCAUCAGAAGCGGAAUUUUUCUCAUUCUACUACGACUAUCACACGCACAUUCUACUGGUGAGAAGUAAGCGUAUCUGUUAUCUGUACAACACAAGUGCCCAGGAACAAAUGGACGUUCAUUCAUCACAUGGACUCCAUACGAUUGAAAAAAACGUCAUCGACAUAAUUGACUCCAAUCCAACCACGACUACCGUGACACAUGAUAAUCUGAAUGCUACGAGUGCUAGACUGGGUAAGAUGUGUGGUGCCCACUACACGAUUCAUCAACUCAACUAGUCUCCUACACAUUAUACUGUUAGAUUCCUUUGAGUUGUAACUUGGUUUUAUGAAAUAAACAUCUUAAUCUUCC